Haemonchus placei is the source of this 657-nucleotide messenger RNA. The record is from the annotation of a GenBank genome assembly. NCBI's taxonomy places the organism in Eukaryota, Metazoa, Nematoda, Chromadorea, Rhabditida, Trichostrongylidae.
AUGGCUUGUGGAUUGGCAUUGAAGCGUCCACAUGAAUACGACUCGUAUUUAGCUGAUGAGAGCUUUCCUCAUGAGGCUAAACGAGCUCGUCAUACGGCAGCUCAUUGCUCACCGUUUCGUCCUCAAAUGGGUACAAUAGCCGCAAAUCUACCAUCUACUAGCAGUUUUGCUCAGGCUGUCAACAAAGACGAUUCUCCGUUCGCGGCAGUCGCAGGCAAAUGUCAGUUGUCUGAGUCUCAAUUAGAUGCAUAUUUACGUUCGGAAGUUCGUAAUGGACAGCGUAGAAAGCUGUUACCAAGAAGAAACUGCUCAGAUGUAAAGCUCGAGGAUGAGAAUACCCCACGGAAUGACUACCGUAUACCAAAUUCUCCUCCUCAGUCCGGGUCAGAUUCGGAAAGCGAGGGCUCUAGCGUCCGAAAAACUGGUGUCAAUAACUACCAAGCACUCGCCGAGAAACCGCAGUUCAGUCUGAAACAGGUACGGAUGAUUUGCGAACGUCUUUUGAAGGAACAGGAGAUGCGUCUACGGUAUGAGUAUGAAUUGGCUUUGAAUCAGAAACUGGAUGAGCAACAUGAGCAGUACGUUCAAUUUGCAAGCGAACAAAUGGCAGCACAGUUUAAAGAGAAUACAGCAGGAGAAUUUUCAUAUCUUUCUUAA